This is a messenger RNA of Glarea lozoyensis ATCC 20868, 1245 nucleotides long. RefSeq names its product RING/U-box. Bases 1 to 1245 code for a protein of 414 amino acids. The transcript has a single exon. The record is from RefSeq and is a predicted model, not a curated record. NCBI's taxonomy places the organism in Eukaryota, Fungi, Ascomycota, Leotiomycetes, Helotiales, Helotiaceae.
AUGCCUCUAAUAAACGAAGUAAGCAACAGCAAUAGUAGUAGCGAACUAGACAGUACUAUAGAUACUAAGCUAGCAGUAAGUGUCUAUGAACCCGUAAACUCCGAUGGCAGAUGGCCAGUAGAGCUCGGUAGGGAGUGUCUCAUAUGCUUGGAAACUUGCUCGGAACAACGUCCUAUGUGGAGAGCAGGUCAUUGUAGGCAUGGAAUAUGUAAACUGUGUUUCAUAAAAUUGCUGAGUGAACAAAAGCAGCCAGGUCAGUGGGCUCUUUGCCCAUUUUGCCGAGCUAGUUUAGAUCUUAGAAUAAGAUGGUCUCUCCCUCCACCUUGUAAAUUUACAGUUUCAUACGAUCAUUGGGAUGGCCAUUACUUCCGAAAACUACCUCAAGACAGAUAUCUGGCCGGUAAGAAUGAGGAUGGGGAUAGAGUGGUAAUAGAAAACACUUCAUAUUUGGAAAUUCGCCAACUGGGAGAUUUUACGGAGAUCCAUUUGAAACGGACAAUGGGUUUGAAGGUAACGUCAUGUAUCCACAACCAUUCCGUUAAUUGCAAGCAAUCGGAAGCUAUUAGUCAGUCGAAAAGGAUUUCCCAGAUUCUCGAUCUACUUGCAUCGGAGUUCAAGCGCGAAACAGAUAUCUCGCGGUCUAAAGAUAGAAUUUCCUUUUGCGUUGCUAAAGAGAUUCAACCUGGAGAUGAGCCACUGUUUGUUGAGACUCUACUUCAAAAGUCUACAUCGCGGCUAGAUGGUGACUGCCAAGAACUUGAGUCUAUUCCUUGUGGUUCGAAGUCAGGUAUUCGUUCCUACGAAUUCAUAUUGUGGAAUACCAAGAUUCGGGAACGAAGCUAUCCUCAUGCGUUAAUUCCUCCAAGCUGUCUCCCUCCAGAAGACAAGUUAACCCGGAAAAGGAUCUUCCGGACAUUUGUUGACAUCCAUAAGGUUCUAGCUUUGAGAUUUCCCGAGAUCCAACAAGCAACGGAUGUUGUACCGUUCCUCGAGUCCAAGGGACUUCGAAUGUCGAAUACUAGGCUUGCACUACACCCUGGAAAAGAGUUUAGCGAUGUGGUAACACGAUCUUCGGUAAUCAGCACUGUCGCUGAAGCUAUACAAGAACGUCUAGGUAGACCGACAGCUUUGCGUUUAGAUGAGGACGAUCGGCCAUUCGAGGAUGCACGACGGGAAUACAUUUCUCCAUGGUACAAUGAAUUAGAGGAAUUAUACCGUGCAAACUUCGAAUUUGCGAAGGACUAG